Drosophila mojavensis is the source of this 5082-nucleotide messenger RNA. RefSeq lists its product as uncharacterized. Gene Ontology annotation, molecular function: nucleic acid binding. Lineage: Eukaryota; Metazoa; Arthropoda; Insecta; Diptera; Drosophilidae. The record is from RefSeq and is a predicted model, not a curated record. Gene Ontology annotation, biological process: DNA integration.
AUGGAAGGAGCAACACCCCACAUUUCGGGAUUAAGCGUCGGCUGGGUUUACCAGCGCUGCAAAGAGGAACUGAUAGCGGUUGCACGAGAUCUCGGCCUUGACGACGAGGGCCGCGUGGAAGAUUUAAGAAAGAGAUUGUCAUCCUACAUCCAGGGCGGUGGCUAUUCGGCGGAAGUCAAAGGGCGACUGACUGAAUGGGAAGCACGUUUCUCUUCGGGAGGCGCGAUGUCGAGCAUGGGCAGCCGCGCAUACCAAAAGUCAGAGCCCGACCUACGAAAGAUCCAGGAGAGCGGUUCCGCUUCGACGGCGCCGCUGAGGCUUAGCGUACCGACGGCGAGCAGCAUGGCUGGGAGCCGGAAGGACGAAAAGUCGAAGGGAUCUGGCAAUGGAGGCGAGAUGAGUGUUGAGCGUCGGACUCCAGUGUUCUCACCGCCACCAGAGAGGCACCCGCCAUGGAAUAUCGCCGAGCAAGUCAGGAAGUGGGGAAUGAAGUAUGACGGUCGAUCGGAUCCCCUCGGUUUCAUCGAGAUCCUGGAAGAGCGAGCCAUAACUUAUGGGAUCGAGUUGGACAGGAUGCCGAGGGCACUAAGCGAGGUGUUGGUAGACAAGGCGGCCAAGUGGUUCCUGACCAGUGGGCUAAGAGAUGUGCCCUGGUUGGAAUUUAAGAAGGAGUUCUUGGACUUCUUCUUACCUCCCCAAUACCUCGAGCGUUUGGAGGACCAAAUCCGGGCGCGCCGGCAACGGGAGGGCGAACCUUUCAAGGACUACUUGAUUGAGCUACGCCUCCUGAUGCGACAGGCUAGGUACAGCCCGGCCCAAGAGUUGAACAGGGCUUACGAGAACGCAUCCCCGGAAUACAGACUGUACGUACGGAGGCACGAUUUCUCGUCUCUAACGCAGCUGACCCAGAUGGCCGCGGAGUUCGAGAACGUGAGGAGUCAACAGAGAGAACAAGGAAGGAAGGCUACGGUGGAGACCGGUUGGCCCAAGCCAGUGGAGGCGCGGCAGAAUAAUCCUUUCCGCGCAAAGACAUCUGUUCCCCGAUCUGGAGGACAAGUUGAAGGGCGGACGGAGACGCCGGUGGCGACGCAGUCGGCGGAGGCAACUAGCCGGAUGAUGUCACAGGAUGCUGGACCCAGGCCAACAAGGCCGGACUGCGAGGGAGUGCUGCGAACGAGACAGCUCGGGAAACGGCCAAGGGCGCCCUCCAAGAGAGCGGAGCGGCGCCAAUUAAAAACGGAAGAUGAGGAGAGGAACCCGCUCCGAGUAAAGGAGUGGAAGAUCGUAGCGUCGGUAACGGUCGGGGGUCAAAGGAUGACUGCCACGAUCGACACUGGAGCUACACGCAGUUUUGUGAGUGAGGACUGCGUGCGCCGACGGACGAUAGGAGGCGAGCGUCGCCAAGUUGAGUCGCGGAUCAGGUUGGCCGAUGGAUCAGCACUAAACGUCACGGAGAUGGUGAGGACGGAUGUGAGCCUGGCAGGCAAAACGGCGGAAGCAAACUUGCUAAUAAUGCCGACCAUGCUAGACCAUGUCAUCCUCGGCAUGGACUUCCUGUGCGCCAUUGGUACUACGGUGCGUUGCGGCAACGCGGAGCUCGAGAUGAGGAUGAUAGACGACGUGGGAGAUGGCGCAUCGCCACCAAAUGGACAGCGAGUGGAGCAAGGCAACAGGCGUCUUGGAGAGCAACGCCAGUUCGUCGAAGGAGUGAAGGAGUUGGGCUCGGAGGCGUCGCACGAGGCCGCAACGACAAAAGAGGGCUCAAAGUCGGCAAUCGCAGUGUCAACGAUCGGCGUCCAGCAAGCGUCGAGCCAAGGCACACUGCCCGACGAGAACAGAGGCAAGAGGGAAGGAAUGGAAAAGGGAACGCCGAAGGAGAGACUUAGAGGGCGUCUCCCAGCGACAAGGAGAGACAGAAAGGAAAGAAACGAGCUAAUUGAAGACAAAAGGGGAGCUGAGCCUCCCGCGAGAGUUGUAAAACAGAGCGAGGACUUGAGGAGCGGACCCGAGGAGUGGUCGCCGGAGUUCAAAUCAGUCGAAUUAGAGAAGGAAGGUGAGCCCGAGGGCGGCCCACCGACAGGAGAAGCAGCAGAGAGCGAAUACGGAGGAUAUAAACGAUCCGCGCCCAAUAGUAAGGAGUGGCCGGAUGAGUUAGAGACGAGAGAAGCAACGGAGAGCGAGUACGGAGGAUAUGAACGAUCCGCGCCCAAUAGUAAGGAGUGGCCGGAUGAUUUAGAGAAAGAACUGCAGGAGUUCCUCGAGGCAGAGUUGGCAUUGUUCGAGGACCUCGAGGGCGUGACGCACAUCGCUGAGCAUAGCAUCCGGAUGAAGGACGACAAGCCUUUGAAGCAAAGGUACUACCCUAAAAAUCCGGCUAUGCAAAAGGUGAUCAAUGAACAGGUGGACGAGCUGCUUCAAGCUGGAGCGAUUGAACCGUCGAAGAGCCCACACAGCGCACCCAUAGUCUUAGUCAAGAAAAAGACUGGGGAUUGGCGCAUGUGCGUAGAUUAUCGACAGCUCAACGCCAACUCAGUCCCGGACGCGUAUCCCGUUCCACGGAUUCUUCACAUUUUGGAGAAACUACGACACGCGCGAUUUAUAUCUACGCUGGAUCUAAAGAGCGGUUACUGGCAGAUCCCAAUGGCGGCGGAUAGCAGGGAAUACACGGCGUUUACCGUGCCAGGCAGAGGAUUGUUCCAAUGGCGAGUGAUGCCGUUCGGUCUGCAUUCGGCGGGAGCGACAUUCCAGAGGGCAUUGGACACAGUCAUCGGACCCGACAUGGAGCCUCACGCGUUUGCAUAUCUCGACGAUAUAGUAGUCAUCGGAGCGACGAAGGAGCAACACGUGGCCAACCUGAAGGAAGUUUUCCGGCGGUUGCGAGCGGCCAAUCUAAGACUCAACAGAAGGAAAUGCAGUUUCUUUCGGGAGAAGUUGGCGUACCUUGGCCAUGUGAUAAGCGGAGAGGGGAUUUGCACUGAUCCCGCGAAGGUCGAGGCGAUCCAGAGCCUCCCAUCGCCUUCGAAUCUCAAGGAGCUGCGGCAAUGCCUAGGAAUGGCAUCAUGGUAUCGACGCUUUGUACCAAACUUCGCGUCACUGGUACAACCGAUGACGAAGCUGUUAAAGAAGGGCCAGAAGUGGAUCUGGAGUGAGGAGCAGGAAGAGGCGUUGCAGAAACUCAAGGAGAGUUUAACGACCGCGCCUGUUCUGGCCUGUCCCGACUUCUCGGCCAAAUUUGUGCUGCAGACCGACGCCAGCGACUACGGCCUCGGCGCAGUGCUGACGCAAGAAGUCGAGGGGCAGGAGCGAGUGAUAGCAUACGCCAGCCGGAAGUUACUGAAGGCGGAGCUAAACUACUCGGCAACGGAGAAGGAGUGCCUCGCAAUCGUAUGGGCGAUCCGAAAGAUGCGAUGCUACCUGGAGGGUUACAGAUUCGACGUCGUCACGGAUCAUCUAGCGCUGAAAUGGCUCAACUCCAUAGAAAGUCCCACGGGCCGGAUCGCUCGUUGGGCGCUAGAGUUGCAGCAAUAUCAGUUCGACAUACGUUAUCGCCGAGGGAGCUUAAACGUAGUGGCCGACGCAUUGUCCCGGCAGCCCAUGGACAGUUGCGAGCAGGCCGUGGAAGAAAAUCCUCCUUGCUGGUGGAUAGCAAGGAUGCGUGAAAGGAUUGCAAAGGAGCCUGAGAAGUUCCAGGACUAUGUGGAAGAAAAUGGGCAGUUGUAUCGGAAUAUAGGCCAUCGGAUAGACGAGGAAGAUUUCAUCCCAUGGAAGCUCUGCGUCCCGAGCAGUUUGAGGGGCAGAGUGAUGAGGGAGUGCCACGACGCUCCCACGGCCGGACAUCAAGGAGUGAGGAAGACGGCGGCACGACUUGCGCAAAGGUACUAUUGGCCGGGCAUGUUCAGAGAUGCCGCCAAAUACGUGAAGUGUUGCGAGACGUGCCAAAGAUUUAAAUGCGUGCAACAAAAGCCAGCCGGGCAUAUGCUCACCAGACAGGUGGCGGAGCCAAUGGCGGUCUUGUGCGCAGACUUCGUGGGACCUUUACCUCGUUCCAAACGUGGGAACACAAUGUUGUUGGUGUUCCACGACGCUUUUGCCAAAUGGGUGGAGCUGGUGCCGUUGAGGAAAGCGACUACCGCUCAGCUGCAACUGGCGUUCCGGGAACGCAUAAUCAGCCGAUUUGGAGUGCCCAGGACGUUCGUUUGCGACAACGGCGUACAAUUCACAAGCAGAGGUUUCAAGGCGUUUAUGGAAUCCUUGGGGGUGACACUCCAGCACACAGCGCCUUAUACACCGCAGGAGAACCCGACGGAGAGAACAAAUCGCACGGUGAAGACUAUGAUAGCUCAGUACAUCGAAGGCCACCAGAGCUCAUGGGACGAGCUGUUGCCGGAGAUAACGCUAGCAGUCAACUCGAGCGUGGCCGACUCCACGGGCUUCACUCCAGCGUUUCUGAUGUUAGGGCGGGAGCCACGCCUACCCGCCGCUUUGUACGAUGAAGUCACUCCCGGUUCGGCGACUAGAGAGACCCAGCCCGAGGCCAAAGGAGUCAAAAUGAAGGAAAUAUUUGACAUAGUGCGUAGUAACUUGCAGCGAGCAUCAAAGGAUCAAGGCAGGCACUACAACUUGAGACGGCGUGACUGGAGACCAGCGUUAGGUUCGGCGGUGCUGUCCCCCAACGUGGUGCGCCUGACGAAGGAGGGCGAACGCAAGAGGAGGGUGGCCAACAUUGCGCAGUUGAAGCCAUUCCAUCAAGAGGAUGAAGAAAGCGACACGAUCCCGGAAACCGAGACCGAGGAAACGGGGGAUGUUCCUUCACGGUGACCGUCAACUUGUCGGGGGGCGUGAUGGUUGCCUUGUCGAAGUAAGGGGGGGGUGUAAGGUGGCCUUUUUGCCCACCUUACAUAUUGCAUUCUAGUUGUCGAGUUUACUGGAGCUUGUAGUGAGUAAGUUAGUAGUAAGUUAUAUUUGUAGUAAGUAAGUUGGUUAGUGAGGUAUAUUCGUAGCAUGUAAGAUAGUGAAAGGAAAUGAAUUGGAUUAUAGUCAUUAAGUUUAUAUCUGUAGUUUUGUAGCCAUUAAGUUUACAAU